This is a messenger RNA of Nerophis lumbriciformis (worm pipefish), 1233 nucleotides long. The record is from RefSeq and is a predicted model, not a curated record. NCBI's taxonomy places the organism in Eukaryota, Metazoa, Chordata, Actinopteri, Syngnathiformes, Syngnathidae.
AUGGAGGACGCGAAGGAGCCGGUGAGAUGUUCGUCGUCGUUCAGUAUCAAAAGCCUCUUGCUGCCGUCCAAGUGCGAGGCUCGCGCCGACUCUUUCGCUUCCGGGACGCCGCUUCUCGAGCCUCUUUCCCCGGGCUCCGACGCCGAGAGGUCGCCGGGAGGAGCCGGGGGCUCGGACCCGGACAAGGCGCCGCAGGAGGACGGCAUUAAGGCGGAGGAGUCGGCUGCCGCACCUGAAGACACCGGUACCGGCACCGGUUCGUCGUCGGCGGCCAAGAACGGCAAAUACGACAAGCCGCCCUUCUCGUACAACGCGCUGAUAAUGAUGGCGAUUCGCCAAAGCCCCGAGAAGCGCCUGACGCUUAACGGCAUCUACGAGUUCAUUAUGAAGAACUUCCCCUUCUACCGCGAGCACAAGCAGGGUUGGCAGAACUCCAUCCGCCACAAUCUGAGCCUCAACAAGUGCUUCGUCAAGGUGCCGCGUCAUUACGACGACCCGGGCAAGGGCAACUACUGGAUGUUAGACCCCAGCAGCGACGACGUCUUCAUCGGCGGCACCACCGGCAAGCUCCGCCGGCGCUCGGCCACCUCGCGGGGGAAGCUGGCCAUCAAGCGCGGCCUGCGCUUCGCCCCGCUCGGCUUGGGUGUCAACGAACGACCGGGCAACCCGCUGUACUGGCAGAUCUCGCCCUUCCUCUCCCUGCACCACCACCAUCACCACGCGCACGCGCACCCGCACUCGCACCCGCACCCGCACUACAACGGCUCGUCGCCGGCUUUCCUCAACCAGGCGGCCGGCUACGGUUCGCUGCUGCCCGGCGUGGAGCAGCUGGCCAACGGGGACUUGAGCCGCGGCGGAGGCGGCGGCGGCGCGCUCGGACUCACGAACUCGUACGGCGUCGGCGCAUCGCUGCUGUCCGCGGCGCCGAGCUACUUCGUCUCGGGGAGCCAGCCGCCGGGCCCGCCCGGGGGUGCCGCAGCUCCGCCGCCGGCCCCGCACCUGCAGCAGGGCGCGACCGGCUACGGGGGGCUUUCGAGCGGCGGGAACGGCGGCGGCAGUCCACCGCACUCACACUCGCACCCGCACUCGCACCCGCACUCGCUGCUCUCGGACUCGCUGAGAAGCGGCUCGGUGGCGGCCUUCUCGCAGUCGGCCGUGUCGGCUGCGGCGGCGGCCUUCCCGGGCGUGCUGGGCCACCAGAAAAGGGUCACCCCCAGCGCCUUCCUAAACUGA